Messenger RNA from Lasiodiplodia theobromae, 693 nucleotides. Its product is annotated as Mediator complex subunit med20. Gene Ontology annotation, cellular component: mediator complex. Gene Ontology annotation, molecular function: transcription coregulator activity. The record is from RefSeq and is a predicted model, not a curated record. The transcript is spliced from 2 exons. The coding region runs from base 1 to 693 and encodes 230 amino acids. Gene Ontology annotation, biological process: regulation of transcription by RNA polymerase II. NCBI's taxonomy places the organism in Eukaryota, Fungi, Ascomycota, Dothideomycetes, Botryosphaeriales, Botryosphaeriaceae.
AUGGCCGUCACCGCCGUCUACUUCAUCGCCGCAGGCCACAAUGCGCCGAGCCUGGCCGACCUGACCGAUCGCCUUAUCCGCGCCUACGACCCGGUGCCCGCCGGCAACUGGGGCCUCCACCACCGCGUCUUCCGCUCCACCCCGCAGAACACCACCGACAAGUCUCCUCCGCACUUCCAACAUGUCCUCGGCCUGGGUCACUACCCCGACCGUGCGUUCGUGCACAUCGCCGGCCCUGAUCAGCAGCCCGAAUCCCCACAGGAAUCCUCCACAGUUGCCAUUCCGCUGCAGCAGAUGGAACCGUACAGCCAGCUGCUGAACCUGAAAUUCGGCGCUCUAUGGAUGUACCGGAUGGGCUCGCAGGUCACCGCCGGAGCCUCAUACUCCCUGGGGGAAUUCACUGUGCGCUUGGGCGAGCUGCGCGAGAAGGGCGGCCAGAUGGCACUACGCGGGACCGUCGUGUGCAUCCAGACAGCGAAACAAGAGUCGGACGACGGGGACUCGUUGCCUGGCCAGGCUGACGCCGACCAGGAGUUGCAGGCGGGUCAGGCGCUGGUCCGCGAUGUCUGGUCACGCUUCAGCGUACCUCAAGCCAAGGAAACCAUCACCUCCCGCCCGGCUGCCCGUGAGCCUGACGAGCAGGUCUUCGACGAGGUCAGACUUUGGUGCGAGGCACUGCGCUUUCAGAAGUAA